AUGCCUCACCUUCCUCACGAGCUUCUCGUCUCGCCGUCGUCGCGCCUCUUGUCCUCCGCGGUUCUGCGGCUCGACCAGCAAGACGCGAGCGGCGCGGGAAAGGCGCCUGCCAUGCAGUUUCUUUCUCUCCUCAAGGCGAAGCCUCCGGAGUACCGAGCGCUCCUCAAAGAGGCGUCCCCCUGGAGUCUCUGUGUGUCCCUGGGCUUCCAGGCGAAUGCGAAAGUAGUCGAUGCGCCGCUGGUGCGUCUUGCCUCGCGCCGCCUCUCGGCUCUCUCGGACCAGUUUUACCCUCCAGAAAUCAUGGAACUUCUCGAGGUUUUCGCCGCCUUCCCCUUCUCCGACGAGCCGCUCCUCGCCGCCGUGGCUAGCCGGCUGGACGACCUCUUAACGGAUCCGUCGCCGAAACGCCUCGCCUCGCUACUCUCGAUCUACGCGCGUCUCGGCUUCUGCCAUCCCGUGGUUCAGGACCCGUUGAUGAAGUGCAUUGAGGAGAAGAUGCACACUUUCGAUGCCGGCCUGCUGCCAGGGCUCUGUAGAAGUGCGACGUCGCUCCUGUCUCCUCGCGUUCCCAUUCUGGACGGCCUCGCCACGCAAACGCAGCUGGUUCUCUCUGCGGGUCUCCUCUGUGAGAAGAAGAGCGCAGGCAGUCCCGGAGUCGACGCCGAACAGCGGAGACACAUCGGGGCCCUCUUCAGCUGCUUGGAGAGCCUCAGCCGGCAGCGGUACAGCCACGCGGCUCUGAUUGACGACUGCCUCGCAUGCAUCGACCUCCACAUCAAGGCUUUUUCUCUCCAAGACACACUGCGGGCGAUCGGCGCCGCUAGACGUCUUGGCCUCGCAGGAGUCGAGGAGCAGCUGCGGCGCCACAUGGAGAUGCAAGCGGAAGGCGCGAUGGACCGUGGAGACCAACUUCUCGCCAUGCUGCGUCUCCUCGACGCUCUCAGACUGCGAGAUUCUCAGCUGCUGCAAAAGGCUUCAGACGCUGUUGAACUCCACAGCCAAAAGAAAGCCUUCAUGGCCACGCAGUUGCCUGAGGCUCUUCUUCAUCUGUCGCGCCUGUCGCCAGCGGAUCUCCAGCUACCGGUGGCUAUCCUGUCGCAGCCGGCCUUGCUGGGGAUGGCGCCGAGGCUCUCAGCCUCUCAACUUCAACAGCUUCUCAGCGCCUCGGCGUUGCUUCUCUUCCAGCACAUCCAACGCCGAAAAAACAAAACAGGCGCUCAACUGGGCCAGGCUCUCAGCGCUCGCGACGUGCGGGCCCUCGCGAAGGCUGUUGAGAGAUUUCUGGCGCUUCUCCAGUUCCAAUACCGCAGUCUGAACCUGCGCGAGAGGCGCGCGGUGAAGGAGGCGGCGGCGCUCUUUCUUCUGGAGCUCGACGGGGCUGAGGGCGAGGCUGCCUCAUCCGGAUUUGCCUUCUCCCAGACGGAGACAGUCCGGUUCUGCCGCAGCGUCGAGGAUGACGAUGUGGCGCCAACCAUGCCUCUGGUUCCUUCAGCUACCGUCGACUUCCGAAGCGUCGACUUGGUGGAGGUGAGAUCCGUGGCGUGCGCGCGCUUGGUUCUCUGCGACGACGGGGCUCUUCACGCGGCACAGGCGCCUUCUGCGUCAAAAUCCGAAGAGGGAAAAAAGAGCCGACGCGGGAAGUCUGCGGAGGACCAGGAACGCUCGCACCCUCGGGAGGCUCAGACCGGGAAGAGAGCGCUCUUGUUUGUUGCGCCGAGGGACACAUUUGCAGACGGACUGGGGCACAUUCCGGCGCGCCAGGCAGAGCUCGAGAGCAAGCACGGGGAGGCGCACGAGCAGACAGUGACUUGCGAGUUAGGCGGGAUGUUAACAGAUCUGCCUGCCGCGAUCACUCCGCAGGCAGCUUCAUCGCUGCUCCUCACUCAGCUGGCCCUCCAGAGACAGGGCCUCGUGCGACAGGACAUUCGUAACUGCAUUCCACCGCCGCUGAAGGUCGACUGA
This is a messenger RNA of Neospora caninum, 1962 nucleotides long. RefSeq lists its product as hypothetical. Lineage: Eukaryota; Apicomplexa; Conoidasida; Eucoccidiorida; Sarcocystidae. Bases 1 to 1962 code for a protein of 653 amino acids. The transcript has 13 exons. The record is from RefSeq and is a predicted model, not a curated record.